Messenger RNA from Phragmites australis (common reed), 1238 nucleotides. Its product is annotated as putative leucine-rich repeat receptor-like protein kinase At2g19210. Bases 267 to 851 code for a protein of 194 amino acids. The record is from RefSeq and is a predicted model, not a curated record. The transcript is spliced from 4 exons. Lineage: Eukaryota; Viridiplantae; Streptophyta; Magnoliopsida; Poales; Poaceae. Gene Ontology annotation, molecular function: protein kinase activity. Gene Ontology annotation, biological process: protein phosphorylation.
AUCCCCUUUCCCAGCGCAGUGCGUCUUGAGCAACAGACGCCCACCUGACGCGCCUGGACUCAUAUCUGUUGCCACCCCUACCUGCGUUCAAGGAUUAAAUAAGAAGGGGAGGUUCAGAUGUUUUGCCAAAGAUUCUGCUUUGAAUUCCUUUGCUUUUCCUCCGUUGUACAUGCAAUUGGCCUGUUGAACCAUGAACCUGUAUUGCUGCAUCCAGUGAUCAAACAUAUACCGACCAUACUGUUUUUCCUACACUAGUUGAUGCCAUCAUGGCUAUCAAAUUCGAGUAUGGAAUGAAGAAAAACUGGAUGGGUGAUCCAUGUUCUCCAACCAAAUAUGCUUGGGACAGCGUGAAAUGCAACAAUACAAGUGAUAACAGUACGAGAGAUCUCUCCAACAGCUACUUGAAUGGUGUAAUAUCCAAGGAUUUUAUAUUGCUCACUGCACUCGAGAAUUUGUGCUACCUCACUGGAAGGAUUACCAAGAGCAGCGAUGUGUACAGCUUCGGAGUUGUUCUGCUUGAGGUAGCCAUGGGCGAGACUCCACUACUUCCAGGCCAUGGCCACAUCGUUCAGCGUGUUAAACAGAAGACUGCCACCGGUGACAUCAGCUCGGUUGCCGAUGUGCGGCUUCGAGGUGCCUACGACAACAGCUCCAUGUGGAAGGUGGUUGACACUGCUAUGAUGUGCACGGUGGAUUCUGCUGCUGAAAGGCCAACGAUGGCCUCUGUCGUGGUACAGCUGAAGGAAAGCCUGGCGUUGGAUGAAACUCGCGAGAAGGACAGUAGCCUUAGGGCAAGCCGAGGGAGUGAUAUAGCAGCUAUGGUGUCCACAUUUGGUUCAUUGGCAAGAUGAAGCUGUAUGUGUGUACCUGGAUUUGGUCAUCGAUGAUGGGUCUCAUCUACAAGUCUGCAAUGGGCCUUUUCAUGAACUGCUUAUCAUGUGAAGGCACACUAGUGUAUGGCUGUGCAUUGUUUUGAAUCUACAAUUGCUUUUCUUCUGAUCAGUUAUUGUCGUGAAGAUUAGACUUCAUCUGUUGACUUCGCUUAGUGUUGUUAUGCUGUACACUACCCGAGUUUCUGCAGUACUAUUUGUUACGGUUUAGGCGACACCAAACUCCAAGUUCCCUCACUUGGCAACAAGGCUUGCCACAAACUUGGGAUUCCGGAAUCCAGGUGAAGCCGCUUCGUGACUUUGGCUCAUAGCUGCAUUUUUAAUUUGAAAGUUCCAUCAAUUUUUCCA